Molecule: messenger RNA, 2942 nt
Organism: Solenopsis invicta (red fire ant)
Lineage: Eukaryota; Metazoa; Arthropoda; Insecta; Hymenoptera; Formicidae
Product: katanin-interacting protein
Exons: 15
Coding region: 233-2689 (818 amino acids)
Source: RefSeq, a predicted model, not a curated record
CAAUAGCAAACAAAGCAAGAAUCGAACGAGCCGACAAUGGACGAGUAUUUCUGACCGGUCAUUAUCAGCUAGUCUUGACGACCAAGUGAUUAAACAAUUUGGAAUCUGUGCAACGCAGUCAUGAAAAUCAAUACACACAUUAUAUGUGUGGUGAGCCGUUAUUAUAUCAUAAAAGUGAGUUUGAGCUGUGGCGUGCGACGGUAUUAUCAACGACGAAAUAAGAAAAUUAAGUAUGGAUAAUGUUACAUAUGAUGAGAUGGAGAGUAAAACUGCAUCCUUGGCUGCCGACACGCUUAAAAUGCCAUCGUGGUUGUUGGAGAUGACUGACAAUAUAGAAAAGAUUAAUAUAAAUGAUACCAAAUCGCUGCAAAUGGAAACAUUUUUAAUUGAUGAGCAGCAUCGUUUCACCAACAAAAGGGAGGAGAACGAUACAAUAAAUGAACCUAGCGUAAGCUUGAAUGAUUUUUAUACCAAUACUAACAUUAAAAACUACAAAUUACAAACACCUACAAGCAAAUCACUGCCGAAUACACCAAAGAGCGAACAAGUUAAGCGGAAAAGAACGCGUGUUUGUUCUGCCGUUGUGAAUACGAAACAUCGAACAAGGGAUGAUUUUCAUGGAUUGGAUGCAUAUUUGGAGAGAAAACAGAUGGAGAAGCGCUGCGUGUACUUGCCAUCUGAAAACGAUAACAACGCAAAGACUUGUGAUGAGGAGCAUUCUUUUGAAUAUCGAAUACUAAAUGUUCCGAAUUGUGCGGAUACACGAUUACACUUGUUGGAUGACGCUUAUACUCCUAACCGUUCCAGCUUUAUCACACAGAACGAAGAAACGCCAAAAUUAUUAUCUGAUAAACUUUACAAAAAUUUUAUUAUUCCCGAACUACCGUCCGGGAACUCUUUGGUCAUUGAUAUUCUCUCUACUUGGGGUGACAAACAUUACGUAGGCCUCAAUGGUAUUGAAAUCUUUUCAAACACCGGAGAACCAGCCAAAAUAAAAGAAAUACGUGCACAUACGACAAGCGUUAAUCAGAAUAACGAUCAUAAUGAUCCUUAUGUUAUAAAUAAUUUAAUUAAUGGCAUUAAUCGAACGAGAGACGAUGCAAAUUUAUGGCUGACACCUUAUUCAAAUGGUGACCAUCAUUAUGUUUACAUGAUAUUUGAAUUCACGAUUACAAUAGCAAUGAUCAGGAUAUGGAAUUACAAUAAAUCCAGAAUACAUUCCUUUAGAGGUGCCAAAGAUAUUAUUAUCAAGUUGAACGAUAUCAUUAUCUUUUACGGAGAAAUUGCUAAAGCUUCGGGGGAUGAUAUGGGUAGCCUCGAUUCUUUUGGAGAUACUAUAUUAUUUACGACGGACGAAAAUAUUCUGGAAUUGAUAUCAAAACAUGAUAAUACCUUCAUAGAAUUCAAUAAUGAGGCGUCAGAUUAUGAAGAGAAGGAAAUAAUUCGCCCGAUAACGGCAACAACAACCAAUGAUAUUAUUUCAGCGAGAUGUAAAAGUAACGAGAAUCCUAUCGACAUUUCUCCAAACUUGUAUAUCAAUAAGAAAAUUCACGAUACCACUCUCUCUUGCAGAGAGAUUCAGUUAAUUAUCCUUUCCAACUGGGGUUUACAACAUUUAGUUGGGCUUACUAGUAUAGAAUUAAUCGGGAAUCAAGGUACAGCAGUCCCGUUAAUAGACGCCAAUCUGCACUGUAACGCAACCGAUACAGUGCAUUUAACGAGACUGAUCGACGGGCACAAUGUUACUACCGAAAUGGAUUACAUGUGGCUAGCGGAUAAUGUAACGUUAAAUAAGAGGAUUACGAUAACAAUUACUUUCGAUACGGAUGUGCUCCUAACGGGAAUGCGGAUUUGGAAUUACAAUGCAUCCUUGGAAUUGUCUUAUUGCGGAGUAAAGCAGUUGCUAAUUAAAUUAGACGGUAAACAGUUACACGACGAAUAUUCCGAUGGCUUCCUGUUAAGACGGGCGCCGGGAUCUUGCCAUUAUGAUUUUGUUCAAGAAAUUAAUUUUCUUAAUCCACCUACUCAACAUUUUUCGGAUCACAUCUCCGAUUCAAUUAAAUCGCCUGAAGAGGUCGAGUCUUUUGAUUCCAACUAUGAAGCUCCGUCGAUGCCACGAGGUUUCGUUUAUCAAAUAAUCAUUUUCUCUACGUGGGGAGACUCUUACUACGUAGGCCUCAAUGGGAUACAGAUGUAUGAUAAUUAUGGAAACGAAAUCGAGUUAACUGCAGAGAAUGUAGCCGCAUUUCCCGAGAGCGUCAACAUAAUAGAAGGAAUAGAUAAUGACAUUCGUACACCGGACAAACUUAUCGACGGGAUAAAUGAUACUCGAGACGGACGGCAUGCCUGGCUGGCUCCUAUACUCCCUGGACAAACAAAUCGCGUCUAUUUAAUAUUUUAUCAUCCCAUUAUGGUAUCAAUGAUAAAAAUCUGGAAUUAUGGAAAAACCCCACAAAGGAGAGUUAAAGAAUUUGCAAUACUAGUAGACGAUUUGCUAGUUUAUAAUGGAACGUUGGAUAAACGCAAUUCAUACGGAUUAGUAAUGUUUGUUAAGGAAAGUAGUAAUGAGAAUCUGGUGAAUCGCUCGGAGCAAGAGAGUCGCCUUUUAAAUCUACAAAGAAAUACUUCGGGUACUAAUUCGUUACCAGAUCCAUCCCUUCGUCCGCAUACAUCUUUACAAUUUAAAUAAUCGUACAACGCUAUACAAAUACAGAUCAACACAUACUAAAAUUAUACAUAUAUUUUUAUACUUACAUAGAGACUUAGUGUUCCGUAUAAUUAACGAGACAAUAGUAACAUACAUCAUAUGUGUAUAUUAAUAUUCAUAGAUUAUCGUACGUUUUCAUCACCUUAAUAAUCAUCUCAUACAAAUAUUAGAUUUACAAAUGUUGCUAAUCUUGGAUCUUGUAAAAAUAAUAAAAAUUAUUGCAAUGUAAAGAUUA